This is a messenger RNA of Moneuplotes crassus, 2090 nucleotides long. Lineage: Eukaryota; Ciliophora; Spirotrichea; Euplotida; Euplotidae. The record is from the annotation of a GenBank genome assembly.
AAUGGAUAUAAAUAUGUCUGAUGGCCACCUAGCUUCAGAAUUUUUACCAGGGUCACCACAGAAUAUAGAAUUACAGAAGCCUAACCUUUCCAGUGCAAAAGAAGGAAGGCAACUCGGCUCUGACAGGAGUAAUGAUAUUUCAAAAGAGAUUAUAAAUGAAGCACAAGACAUAGAAGAUGAGGGAGAAGAAGAGGACCUUCAUGAUCAUGACCUAACUCCCUGUGAAAAUAUUGUAGAUGAUAUGAAAAUGAAUGGAUUUCAAUCCAACGAGAUUGACCUCCUCGGAAUGGGUAAUGGUCAUCAUAACGACUCACAGCAAGAAGUGCCAGAUUCAGAAUCGGCUCCUUCAGAGCAUCCUAAUAUUGUUCCCAGGAUCUUAAUAGAAGAAGACAAGGAAUAUUUCGAUGAUAGUGGGUAUUUGGACAAAAGAAAUGGAGAUUCCGGUAACUGGCAACCUAUGGCUAGCUCACCAAAUCUUGGGGAAAGCCAUGAGUUUCAGAUGAAGUUCGAUGAUGACAAUUUUGCUCCAAGAAGAUCUCAGAGAAAUAUUCGCAAGCAAAGUUUCUCAAAUAUACUAGAGAGCGGGUUUAAUAUUCAAGAAAAUAGCGAUGAGAGGGAGUUUAGGCUAAUUAAAUGUUGAGAAUUCGAGGAAGGAGAACAACCUAAUCUUAUUUUUGUCAGCUUCCAAGCUCUCCUUUUAAUGAACAUACAUGCUCACUUAUUUAGCAAUGAAAUAAUAGGCUUUUGAGGAGGUCAAGAAUUCAGACACAAGAGCGGUAAAUAAAGCCCUAUAUAUACACGAUGCUUAUCCUACUAAAGCUAUUGAAGAUGUAUGCUAUGAUAGGACUAAAAGUGUGGAAAUGGAUCCUGAAUCACUUCAAGCAACCGCGAGAUUGAUUGAAAGCAGGAAUCAAAUUGUUUGCUCAUGGUAUCACAGCCAUCCAAUAUUCGAGACAAAUCCCUCAUGAAUGGAUAUCGCAAAUCAGCAUAAUCAUCAAAUGAUGUAUUCAAAAGAUAAAAAUCAGCCUUAUGUUGGAUUCAUAGUGGGUCCAUAUACACAAAAACUCAACUCUUGAAGAGUGAUUAGCGAAUUCACCUGCUUUAAGGUAGAAGAAGUCAAGAGUAAAGAAAAUGGUCAGAACCAAGAUUCCGAAGCCAAGUCGCCAUUCCCUCUUGAAGCUCAGAAUUCAUCAGUCGAAAAGGUGGAGAAAUAAGCCAUAUUGCUUGGAAGUGACAAUUGUUCCCCAAAAACAAGUCAAUAAACGUGUAAUAGACAGCAUAAAAGAUAUCUUUGAUAUUCACUCAGUAGCAGGGGAUAAAAUAAACCUCUCACAAAAGUGGAAAGGCAAGAUGACUAAGAUUGAGAAGCUCAGGAAAUGAGUCAAAAUGCUGAUUACCCAAAAUAAUGAGAAUGCUUCUAAUUUUAGCCUUGAAGAACUAGUUGACAUAGAUUCAAGCUUCAAUGCAGUUGAGCUAUCUACCUCUACCGAUGAUGAUAACAACAUUGAUAUUGAUUUUGACCAGCUUUGCUCAGAAGUCAAGUUUCUUGAAAAGGCUAAAUUUAAGAAAAAGGAGCGCAAAAGAGGGCGGCCGAAGAGCAACAAGAUAGUACUAAACAUUGCUGGAGAUGAACCUAAAAUAGUCAACGAAGAAGAGGCCAAAUCCAAAAAGGCUCCUACUGCGAAUCCUAAAGAAGCCAAAAAGAGAGAGAAUAAAGCAAAGCGGAAAGAGACAAAGCCUAAGGUAAAGGAAGAGAAGAAAAAGGACAAAGAGAAAGAAAAAGAGAAGGAAAAAGGGAAAGAAAAAGAGAAAGAAAAGAAGGAACCCAAAGUAGUCAAGAAGAAGGUAAAGGACAAACCGAAGCCAAAGAAACCCUCUAAAAAGGUACCCGCAGGUAUUCCUUCAAUAUUUAAGGUGGAGAGAUGCCAGAGACCUCUGAAGAAAAAGAAAAGUGUUCCUAUAAAUGCAUCUGAGAAGUAAGAAGCUUUUUGAUAUCUACAGAGGGUUGUUUCCUUUGGAAAACAUCAUUUAAUUAACUUAUUAAUCUUCUUGAAAUUAUUUUAUGUACUUAGUCACUUUAUGGCAGAUGU